Messenger RNA from Paramecium tetraurelia, 360 nucleotides. RefSeq lists its product as uncharacterized. The record is from RefSeq and is a predicted model, not a curated record. NCBI's taxonomy places the organism in Eukaryota, Ciliophora, Oligohymenophorea, Peniculida, Parameciidae. The transcript is spliced from 2 exons.
AUGAUCAAAAAAAUCAUAAUUAUAAAGAAGAAAAAAUUCAAAUAAUCUUUCCCAUUACCUCAUCAUAAGUGUAAGGGAAAAAUCUUAGUAAUCGUUCAGACUCUGCUAUAGCCAUCCAUGAUAAUUAUUUGUAUUUGUAUGGGGGAUAUCAGUAAGCUGAAGGCAUUUUGUAAGACUUUUAUAAACUCAAUAUAAAUAAUGAUACCUAUGUUAGGCAAAUAUAUAUCAUAAAAUGCGAAUAUGAGCCUGGUCCUCGCUGUCGCCAUUCACUUUAUGCUUUCAAGGGUUGUCUUUAUUCGGAGGAUAAAUAUAAUAAUUAGAAUCACAAUCACGCUAUAGCUGAUUCUAUAUCCAAAAUGA